AUGGCUCUGAAAAUAUCCUUCCCUGUGCUCCUGCUGUCCCUUGUCCUGCUGGGGGCUUGGCUGGCUCUGGCCAACGGGCAGCUGUGGAACGAGAAGAAUGACAAAUUCCUGCUGAAGCACUGGAAUUACCCCAGGAGCGAGGACUCCAAUGGCACCUACUGCGACACUAUGAUGCAGCGCCAGGAGAUGUACGGCCAGGAGGCCAACACCUUCAUCCAUGCACCCAUAGGAUCCAUCAACAGCAUCUGCAACCUGGGUGGGACACCCGGCAAGCCAAAUGAACGCCACAGCGUCGCUCCCUUCGACCUCACCGUCUGCGCCUUUAACUCAACGAGCCGCACCUACGCCGGGACACGCUAUGUCCGCAGAAUUGUCCUCGACUGCUGGAAAGGGCUCCCCAUAGACUAUGUGAGGCACAUAUAG
Emys orbicularis (European pond turtle) is the source of this 423-nucleotide messenger RNA. Its product is annotated as ribonuclease-like. The record is from RefSeq and is a predicted model, not a curated record. The transcript has a single exon. NCBI's taxonomy places the organism in Eukaryota, Metazoa, Chordata, Testudines, Emydidae. Bases 1 to 423 code for a protein of 140 amino acids. Gene Ontology annotation, molecular function: nucleic acid binding; RNA nuclease activity. Gene Ontology annotation, biological process: defense response to Gram-positive bacterium.